Akanthomyces muscarius is the source of this 489-nucleotide messenger RNA. RefSeq lists its product as uncharacterized. Lineage: Eukaryota; Fungi; Ascomycota; Sordariomycetes; Hypocreales; Cordycipitaceae. The transcript has 2 exons. The coding region runs from base 1 to 489 and encodes 162 amino acids. Gene Ontology annotation, cellular component: cytoplasm; nucleus. Gene Ontology annotation, biological process: adenosine 5'-(hexahydrogen pentaphosphate) catabolic process; diadenosine hexaphosphate catabolic process; diadenosine pentaphosphate catabolic process. Gene Ontology annotation, molecular function: endopolyphosphatase activity; bis(5'-adenosyl)-pentaphosphatase activity; diphosphoinositol-polyphosphate diphosphatase activity. The record is from RefSeq and is a predicted model, not a curated record.
AUGUCGGGGUCAAAUUCUACAGAGGCCAACGGACGGUCCAUGGAGUCGCGAGUUGGCAGAAGUAAACAACGCUACAACUCCAAAGGCUUCAGGCUCGUCGCCGGCGUCGUUCCCCUCUCGCCAGACCAGGAGUACGUCCUGCUGAUACAGUCGACCCGCCGCAAGGGCUGGGUGCUGCCCAAGGGCGGCUGGGAGAUUGACGAGUCGUGCCAGGAGGCGGCCGUCCGCGAGGCCUGGGAGGAGGCCGGCAUCACAAUCGAGGUCGAGUUUGAGCUUGGCACUAUCGAGGAGCUGCGGCCCCCCAAACUGUCCAAAGACCAAAGCCAGUACCACUUCUUCCAAGGCACUGUUGUCAGCCAGUACGAAGAGUGGCCCGAGAGCCACAAGCGCGAGCGCCAGUGGUUUACCUUUACUCAGGCCAUUGAGGCCCUCUCGACCCGGCCCGAGCUGCAGGAGGCCCUGAACCGCUCUGCGAUAAAGAGAACGUAG